Cricetulus griseus (Chinese hamster) is the source of this 3651-nucleotide messenger RNA. The record is from RefSeq and is a predicted model, not a curated record. Lineage: Eukaryota; Metazoa; Chordata; Mammalia; Rodentia; Cricetidae.
CCACCCUUGUUGAGAAAUGCUAACCUAAAAUGAAUUUCCAGGAAUUAACCAAGCUUGCUAGAUCAUGCCUCUAAUCCCAGAACAGAUGAAAAUGAAGCGGGAGUAUGAAUAUAAUUUCGAGGCCAGUCUGUACUAUACAGUUAAUUCCAGGCUAGUCUGGGGUAUACCAUGAGGUCUUACCCAAUAAAGGAAGCCCAAAAAUAAAUAAAUAAAAUCCCAGGAACUGAAUAAAAGGUGCCAAAUUUCUUUGUUACUUUACUCUUACAGGGAUUAACUCCAUAGAAGGAAGAAUGGAUCCAGGAAGGGAGGCUUCUCUUGACCUGUCCUCCCUGUCAUGUGGUCUUUCUUGGUCCCCUGAGCAGCUUGAGCAGGGGAGGGGAAAGUCUCUGCCCACACGAAGAUGGCAGGAGUACUAUGCAGAGUUUCUAUGAGAAACAUUGUUUACUGACUCAGACACUUGCUUUUCCAAACCUGCUUCCUGCUGAGCUAGGAGACCAGAGACCAGAACAUCUCACUCUACCCAUGGAAACUCAGGCUGACCCUGCAUCUCAGGAACCUCCACCCCUGCUAGAGAGUGCUCUUUCCUCUUCAAAAGUCCCUUCCUUUCCUGACAAGGACGGUCUGGGGCACGAGAUGUUGGCUGCUGCACUUCUAAAGGCCAAAUCCCAGGAGUUGGUGACAUUUGAGGAUGUAGCUGUGUACUUCAUCUGGAAAGAGUGGAAGCGUUUGGAACCUGCACAGAGGGACCUCUACAGGGAUGUGAUGCUGGAGAAUUAUGGGAAUGUGUUCUCACUGGAUGGUGAAUCCAAAACUGGAAAUGACCAAGUAAUCUCUGAAGGCAUGGGGUCACAUGAGAUGAUACUGGGACGAUUCCAAACUGAUGUUUCUCAGGGUCUUAAGUUUGGAGAAGCCUAUAAACAUGAAGUCAGUCUGAAUAGACAGCUGGGGAACUCCUCUGUUGGAAGACUGAAUAGGAAAAUACAGGAGUUUCACCAAGUGACAGUUGAGGGAAAGCUCGCCCAUAUGGGACAAAGAAAUGACAAGAAUAAUGAGUUUGGGAACAGCUUCACUGUGAAUUCCAGCCUCACUUCACAUCAGAGAUUUCCCAUGGGACACAGACCACACAAGUGUGAUGAAUGUAGCAAGAGUUUUAAUCGAACUUCAGACCUUAUUCAACAUCAGAGAAUCCACACUGGGGAGAAACCAUAUGAAUGUAGUGAAUGUGGGAAGGCCUUCAGCCAGAGCGCACAUCUUAUUCAGCACCAGAGGAUCCACACUGGAGAGAAACCGUAUGAGUGUAGGGAUUGUGGGAAGACCUUCAGUUGUAGCUCUGCUCUCAUUCUGCAUCAGAGAACCCACACUGGGGAGAAGCCUUAUGAGUGUAACGAGUGUGGGAAGACCUUCAGUUGGAGCUCCACCCUUACUCAUCAUCAGAGGAUCCAUACUGGCGAGAAGCCCUAUGCUUGCAAUGAGUGUGGGAAAGCCUUCAGUAGGAGCUCAACACUUAUUCAUCACCAGAGAAUCCACACUGGGGAGAAACCCUACGAAUGUAGUGAGUGUGGGAAGGCCUUCAGCCAGAGCUCACACCUCUAUCAGCACCAGAGGAUCCACACUGGAGAGAAGCCCUAUGAGUGUAUGGAGUGUGGAGGGAAGUUUACCUACAGCUCAGGCCUUAUUCAGCAUCAGAGAAUCCACACAGGGGAGAACCCCUAUGAGUGCAGUGAGUGUGGGAAGGCCUUCAGGUAUAGCUCAGCUCUUGUUCGCCAUCAGAGGAUUCACACUGGAGAGAAGCCUUUGAAUGUAAUGGGUGUAGGCAGAAAUUCUCCCAGAGUUUCUCCUGAAUUAAACAUCAGAGAAUCCACAUGAGAGAGCCAUAUACCAUUUUCCUUACCCUCUGAGUCUAAAGAGCUCCUGCCUUACUCUAUUAAUAGGGCCAAUAUAGGAUGUGUCCCACCUCCAACCUUUCACUCAGAGAGAGUGGGGUAGAUUGGGAAAACAUCCUGGCACAGUGAUCAGCAGGAUUUCCCAGAAACGGACACCAGUCUUGAAAAAUUGUGAGGCAAGUAGCAUAUUAAGUACUGGGAAAAGAAGGAAGCCAGGGGACCAGUCACCCCUUUUUGGGAAGGGGUUUGCACUAAACCAAUUUUCUCACACCAGAAGAGCCUUUCUUUCCAAGGUGGGGAUGGAAGCUUAAUAGUAACUUAAUUCUAAGGAUUCCACUAGUUGGGGUCAGUUUGGUGAGCAUGGAAGCUUAAUAGUAACAUAAUUCCAAGGAUUCCACUAGUUGGGGUCAGUUUAGUGAGCACAGAAGGCACAGAGCAGAAUAUUCUGGGUCAUCAUAAGUUCUGGGAAGGGAAACAAGCUGUAUUUUUUUUUCUUUUUUUUUUUGAGACAGGUACGUAUAGCCCUGGCUGUUCUUGGACUCACUGUGUAGAUCAGGCUGUCCUUAAACUCAGAGAGACCUGCCUGCCUUUGCCUCCUAAAUGCUGGGAUUAAAGGCAAUAUAUACAACCAUGCCAGACCCUUGGGCUGCAUUCCAAAGCCACUCUUCCUAAUCCAGGGUUAAGAUUGGAAGGUAUGCUGCUUUGGUAUGUGACUUCAUGAAUUCAGAAAACUUGGUACUACUGGGUUGAUUUUUAUUGGGGGUGGGGUGGGGGAAGGACCCCAGCAAGGGUUUCUGUAUUGACUCUCCUUGGAGCUCUUAGAGCAGUGAUAACAUGUUUUCAAGAGUAGUCUGAGGGCUGGAGAGAUGGCUCAGAGGUUAAGAGCACUGGCUGUUCUUCCAGAGGUCCUGAAUUCAAUUCCCAACAACCACAUGGUGGCUCACAACCAUCUAUAAUGAGAUCUGGUGCCCUCUUCUGGCCUGCAUGCAGACAGAACAUAUAAAUAUAUAAAUCUUAAAAAAAAAAAAAAAAAAAAAAGCAGUCUGGCAAUACUGUAGGCAGACUCUACAACCUCCCUUGUAACAGGGCUGACUGGAAAUCACAUUGGAGCAGUAAAUAACCCAAGGUAGAUUAGAAGCUUUUAAUAUUGGCCUGACUCCUGUCCUCUUUUUUUUUCCUAUUCCUGUGUCGAAAGGUAACUUAAUGUCAACCUGUAGUUAUUAAGGAUGCUGUUAGGGAACUCACCUACACAGCUGGCCUAUCUGGACUCCAUCUAACUUCAGCUACUUGAGAGUACACAAACAGCAAAGCCAGGGAGGCACUGAGCUUUACUUGGCAGCUUGGCAGCAGGGUUCCUUGUUGGGUUCGGGUGGUGCUCCAACAGAUGGCUUUCCAUAUUUCUCCAGCCCUAUUUAUCCUGUAGCUUAAAUGAAAUGCACUAUAAACAGACUAGUCUUUCAGAAGGGAGAUGGAGUGUGUGUUUGUAUAGGAAUCAAAGUUAUGUAGUUAAUACAGCAUAGUAACCAUAAAUGGUUACUAUUCCAAAGAUUAACUUUGGAAUUUUUCAUUGAUAACUUUUUUUUUUUGUCACAAAUGUGAGGUUUUCCUGUCCCACACAGCUCUCUCUCUCAUAGUCAUUGUUGUAGACUAAAAAUGUCUGCAACUACUCCCACCUUCAUAACAAAUUAGAAUUUUGUGAGCUGUAGAGCAUUUUGUAUGGUAUAAUGUCUAAGACUGACGAUGAAAACUAAAAAAAGGUGUACUUGGC